AUGGCUUUCGCCGGCGUGUCCCUUAUCGUGGACGGCGAGUUGUGCGACCAAACCAUGGCGCCCAUCGACGCCCGUGCGGACAGAGGGUACCACAUGCUCGUCAUCGAAGGCUACUCGCGUAGCAAAGACACGCCACCAACCGGGGAGUACAUCAAGUCUCGUCCUUUCCUGGUUGGAGGCCAUCGUUGGCGUAUCGAUUACUACCCUAAUGGUUUUGACGAGGACGACGAAGAGUUUAUAGCUGUUUUUCUUGUCCGUGAUGAAGAUGUCGAAGGUCAGGAAGUGAAGGCUCAGGCUGUCUUCAGUUUCAUUGACCAGCCUGAGUUUCGAAUGUCAACACGCGUCCGUAAAUGCCAGAUACCAGCUCAUCGUCGUCAUGGAGAAAAACAAUUCAUUAGAAGGGACACCUUGGAAGCAUCAAGCCAUCUUAAGGACGAUAGCUUCAUUAUCCGGUGCGACGUUGUUGUCAUCAAUGCGCCUGCGGACGCCAGCACCGACAAGGUGGCUGGCGAGACGCCGCCGUCGGAUAUGCAAAGCCAUCUGAGCAACCUUCUCCUGUCCGACGAGGGCGCUGACAUUACGUUUAAGGUUGGCGGCCAGACGUUUCCUGCACACCGCUGCGUGCUUGCAGCCAGAUCUAGCGUUUUCAAGGAACAACUCUUUGGUGCCACUACUGUGACAAAGUCAAAUAUUGUAGAGAUAAAUGACAUGGAAGCUGAAAUUUUCUAUGCAUUGCUUGUUUUCAUCUACACCGACUCGUUUCCUGACUGGGACCGGCUUGAAGACGAAGAAGACGACGAAUCAGGAGAAGAGGAAGAGGGUUAUGAAUUGGCUGAUGAAUAUGCAAUGUGGCUGCUGCAGUUGAUUGAAGCUGCAGAUAGGUAUGCUCUCCAAAGGCUAAAGUUGAUCUGUGCCGAGCAGUUGGUCGAAUACACAGACAUGGACAGGGUGGCAGACAUUAUUGUUGUGGCUGAGCGGAGACAAUGCCGCUUGUUGAAGGAUUCGUGCGUGGAGCUCAUCAAAUCACAUUCAAGCCUGUACACCGUUUUCACGGUUGAUAGCUUGGACCAGAUCAUCAGAACCUGCAGCCCCUCCGUUCUGAAUGAGCUCCUCUCCAAGUUUGCUACCUGA
Molecule: messenger RNA, 1131 nt
Organism: Lolium perenne
Lineage: Eukaryota; Viridiplantae; Streptophyta; Magnoliopsida; Poales; Poaceae
Product: BTB/POZ and MATH domain-containing protein 2-like
Biological process (GO): protein ubiquitination
Molecular function (GO): protein binding
Source: RefSeq, a predicted model, not a curated record